AUGUUUGUGAACGGUUGUUACAGACAUCAUAUUUUAGUUUUAACGUUUUAUUUACUUUGCAUGAUUUAUGUUCAGUAUGUGAGUUGUGAACAGAGGGAGACAGAAAAUAGACACCUGUUUCCACUACUGGGCUAUCUUCACGGUUACAAAAUUGGACAGAACAUUGCAUAUCAAUUACCUCCGUUUGUUUUGUCACCUGUAGUGAUACUGCCAUCGAUAAAUCAACAGCAAAGUGUCAACGUGCAGAAAUCAACCUCAGGAGAUAAUUACUAUGAACAUGGUGGAUCGUUUCAAAUUAUAUCUCCAUCAAAACUUAUACUAAACUUUACUGAAGAUUAUAAUGACAAAGACAUCGAAAAACCUGAAAUAAAACAAACUACAAAAAUAGAUACCUUACAAAAAUCUGAUCUAUUAGCUAAAUAUAAUCAAUCUUGUGAUCAUGACACAUUUCGACAAGUUGUAACUUACGAUACUGGGACUACAACUGUCAAAACAACGGAAUUUAACAAUGAAGAUGAAGUACCAACAAGUAAUAUGACAAAUAGUGAAGUGGAAAGUUUAAAAGUCACUACACAGGUAUACGCUUCAUAUCCAACCGCAGUAUACACAAAUAAAAAUAUCAGUUCUAUAUCAAUUACAACUUCAUCGCUUCGAGAAAUGUCUGCAUCUACUACAUCGUUGCAAAACAAUUUAACUGUUACAAAUACAGAAGACAUACAAAGCAUGAAAGAAAACAUAACCGGACAAAAGAAUAUUACUGAUAAUAUUAACUUACAGUCAAAUGGUAGUCUAGAAAGUUCAAGUACUAUUCGAACAACUGCAGUAGCAUCUGAAUUUAGAGGUUAUUCAUACAAAAAUCCAUGGUACAGUGCACUAGACAAGUUAUCAAUAACAACGAGUUCGUAUACAAAUUAUGAAUCACAUUUGCCGCUUGCUUACGAUGAUCGAUGGCAGAGUUUUUCCUCAUCAAGAAAACCAUAUCCGACAUCUGAUUUCCGACCACUUGCUGGUUUGUAUCAUGAUGGAUUUUUUCACAAAUAUCCAUUGAAGAAAUCAGGAUUUAUUCCUUUGAAUAGUAAAUAUUUGUAUUAUAAUUAAAAUAAUUCAGCAUACAUAAAGUUAUCUUAGUGCAAGAGACGAGUAUUCUCAUUCAGAUAUUCAGGUGUCCUUUAAUGUAGAAGACGAUUGAACAAAUGAUUUUAACUUAUCGUUGUAUUUCUAAAUUUUCAAUGGAGAACCCACUAUGUUUAUUUAUAGCAAUAUUCGAUUUUAUUGUGUAGGUGUUUGCAAUACAUUCAAAUAUGCAAGAGAGCUUAUUAUAAAACUUCUUCAUAGAUAACUGUCUAUUUUGAAUUGAUAUUUGUUUAAAGUUUAAACAAAUAUUAAAUUUUCACAUGCUAAUAGUCAGUACAUCAUUGCGUCAGUGCAGAUCAUCUUCAUAAUCAUUCUACUUCAAUUGACCCACUGGAUUAAAGGCUUCCUUUUUCUUAUAAUGUAAAAAAUGGAACCGACUUCAAAGACGUAUUUCAGUUAUUUUGAUUUUAACACAAAAUUACUAACUGAACCGAUUUUCAUGAAAAUUAAAUGGAAGAAUUUUCUAAAUUGCUUAAUAAAUUACGAAGUAAUGGGGUAACAAAUAUAAAAAAAAACAUGCGCGCCGGAUUGAGAAUCUCCUCACUUUUUGAAAUCUGUUUCAAACUGUAGGUACUCGUAGUUACGCAUUCCCAUAACAAAGUGUCAGAGGAAACGUUACAAAGCUAUCUUGAUAUUGAUUAUACGUUAUGAAUGCUCGACAUAACCAUAAAUCCACGGAAUUGCGGCAACGGUAACCGAUAUAACUUUACAAGUUUCUUCAAGCGCAAUUGUCAGAAUACUCGUAAAGCAAGCAGUGCCUUUGUGUCUCGUUUGUGACAUUGUUAUGUGGAUGUGGAUCGUUAGCAAUUGAAGAGUUUUAUGGCAGCAUGGUUGAAUGUGAUCAAACAUCUUACAGACAUAUUUUAUUAUCUUCAUCUUCAUGCCGUAUAAAGGAGAAAUUGCUCUCUUUAUUUCGUAUGUUCCUUAGUUCAAGUUGUUUUUGAUUGACGAAUAAUAAAUUCUUACGUAAAUGUUACUGUUUCUUAUU
Molecule: messenger RNA, 2122 nt
Organism: Bicyclus anynana (squinting bush brown)
Lineage: Eukaryota; Metazoa; Arthropoda; Insecta; Lepidoptera; Nymphalidae
Exons: 2
Coding region: 1-1098 (365 amino acids)
Source: RefSeq, a predicted model, not a curated record